ACAUAACAUGAGCCCUACCCGGUUCAAACAGCAGUCGCUCAUAUAUAUACUCAUCAAUUCGCGAGUUCGCGAAACCCUACUGCCAAAAAGCACCAUUGCCGACUGCCGCUACUGCGAGAAAGGGGCUGAAUUCGACUUCGAUUUGCAGCGAUGAUCAUACCAGAGAAGAAUCGUAAAGAAAUCUGCAAGUACCUCUUCCAAGAGGGAGUUUGCUAUGCUAAGAAGGAUUACAAUCUUGCAAAGCAUCCAGAGAUAGAUGUUCCCAACCUGCAGGUGAUCAAAUUGAUGCAGAGUUUCAAAUCCAAGGAGUAUGUCAGAGAAACAUUUGCCUGGAUGCACUAUUACUGGUACCUUACCAAUGAGGGAAUCACAUUUUUGAGAACUUAUCUCAAUCUACCUUCAGAAAUUGUGCCAGCCACUCUGAAGAAGGCAGCCAAGCCCCCAGGUCGCCCUAUGGGUGGCCCACCUGGUGAUCGCCCCAGGGGACCCCCUCGCUUUGAAGGAGACCGUCCAAGGUUUGGUGACAGAGAUGGUUAUCGGGGAGGUCCUCGAGGAGGUGACUUUGGUGGUGAGAAGGGAGGAGCCCCUGCUGAUUUCCAACCUUCCUUCAGGGGAUCUGGUGGAAGGCCUGGGUUUGGCCGCGGAGGUGGAGGCUAUGGUGCAGCGCCUUCAGGAUCAGGUGGUUUUGCUUGAAAGGCAAUGCUAGUGUUAGUGUCGGAAUCUUCCUAGUUUAGCCAUUUAAUAUCUCAGAGCACUUUGUAUUGAACAUCUGUAACUUUAAAUACUAUAUUGGCCUUGCAACGUGAUCACAGUUUUGUUUUAGUUUGUUAUUUAAAGAAUUGAACUUCUAUAUGUCUGGAUUGAAUUUUCUAGAUUGUAAUUCCUGAAAGGUGAAAUGGGGUAAUGGAAUUAUUGAGCACGAAGCAACUAAGG
Molecule: messenger RNA, 933 nt
Organism: Carica papaya (papaya)
Lineage: Eukaryota; Viridiplantae; Streptophyta; Magnoliopsida; Brassicales; Caricaceae
Product: small ribosomal subunit protein eS10z-like
Cellular component (GO): cytosolic small ribosomal subunit
Molecular function (GO): structural constituent of ribosome; RNA binding
Source: RefSeq, a predicted model, not a curated record